Molecule: messenger RNA, 1355 nt
Organism: Syngnathus acus (greater pipefish)
Lineage: Eukaryota; Metazoa; Chordata; Actinopteri; Syngnathiformes; Syngnathidae
Product: gastrula zinc finger protein XlCGF8.2DB-like
Exons: 3
Coding region: 374-1324 (316 amino acids)
Biological process (GO): central nervous system development; regulation of transcription by RNA polymerase II
Cellular component (GO): nucleus
Molecular function (GO): DNA-binding transcription factor activity, RNA polymerase II-specific; RNA polymerase II cis-regulatory region sequence-specific DNA binding
Source: RefSeq, a predicted model, not a curated record
UAAAACACUGCGCAUGCGCAUACAACCUACAUGCAAAAAGGAAAUGUGCGGAAAAAAGAAUGAAUUUAGGACCUCAAAGUUACAAAUUCUUGCUUGUUUAUCAACAAGAACUGGAUUUUAGGAAACCGCAACAGUUUUGAUCCACGGUAGAGCAGUUGCUAGGGAAACAAAAUGGAGAUGUGAUCUGCAGACACUGCUUUAUCUCAAGGAAGAACUUCUCAUCUCGGGAUACUCCAGAGCCUUCGCGCGUUAAAGAGGAAGAAGCAGCCGGAUGUCGGCAAGUCACCACUGACUGGUGUCUCUGGAGGGUGACGACAACCAAGGCAAAUCACCUGAGUGGUCACACUGCUUUAUCAUCACAGUCGGUGAAGAUAUGGAAAAACCUCCGAGAAGCAAUGCAGACAGUGAAGACAUCCAGCCGCUGAUUGCUUAUCAGGAAGAACUUCCCCCUCAUCCACCACACGUUAAAGAUGAACAGGAAGAGCCGAUGCCCCUCCGCAUAAAAGAACAAAAGGUUCAGUUCCACAUUAAGGAGGAAGAGCAAGAGACCGAUGUCAGCAAGUUGCCUCUGAUUGUUGCCUUUGUGAAAAAAGAAGACGAUGAAGACGAACCAGCCGAGUGGUCCCAGCUUCACCCUCACGGCCCGAGUGGAGGUGCGCCAUCAGACGACGUCUCGGGACCACUGUCAGACAUUAACGAGACACAAGAACCUUUGGGGAGGGACACGGACUCUGAAAGUGACGGCAAACAGUUGACAGGCUCUGAAAACGAGACGAGUGGCGGCAUCAAAGAAACUUCUCAAACGUGUAAAAAACGUGUUACCUGCUCUGUUUGUAGUAAACGUUUUGCCACAAAACAAACUUUAAUAACACACAUGAGAACACACACAGGAGAAAAACCCUUCAGUUGCUCAUUUUGUGGGAAGGAAUUUUCUCAAAAAGGACCAAUGCUGAGGCACAUAAGAGUCCACACAGGAGAGAAACCUUUUAGUUGCUCGGUUUGCAGUAAAACAUUCUCGCAAAAGGGAAGUAUAGAAUUACAUAUGAGAACACACACAGGAGAAAAACCCUUUCGGUGCUCAACUUGUGGCAAAACAUUCUCUCAGAAAGAAAAUAUGGUAACGCAUAUGAGAAAACACACAGGAGAAAAACCCUUCCGCUGCUCAGAUUGUGGUAAAAUGUUCUCUCGGAAGGAACAUGUGCUGACGCACAUGAGAACACAUACAGGGGGGAUACCCUUUACUUGCUCGGUGUGUGGAGAAAGUUAUGGUCAUCGGGCCAGUUUAACUGAGCACAUGCGCAAACACAACACAGAAAGCAAAUAAAUGUUUUCCUGUUGCUUGUCAUGGCUCAAAA